Molecule: messenger RNA, 1167 nt
Organism: Megachile rotundata (alfalfa leafcutting bee)
Lineage: Eukaryota; Metazoa; Arthropoda; Insecta; Hymenoptera; Megachilidae
Product: venom serine protease Bi-VSP-like
Source: RefSeq, a predicted model, not a curated record
AUGUUACUUUUUAUUGUUAGUACCGUCACAGAUGUUUGGUUCCAUUUAUUAAGUUUGCAAGCAGAAGAUGACUACAGUCAAAAUGUUAUUCAUAUGUUUAACAUUAAGUACUUUACUGUGAGGAAACAGGACAAGUGUUCUUUUUUAAACGACGCCUCUUGUAGGACACAUCGUGUCAAAAGACAAUUCUUUGACAGAACAUGCCUUACCCCAGAGAACGAAUUAGGCGAUUGCAUCGACACUAAGCAGUGUCCAUUACUGUUAGCCACCCUGAUAAUUGAAGGGGAGUCCGCACAUGAUUACAUACGAGAAAGAACGUGCAGCUUUGAUGGUAGAAAUGCAAUCGUUUGCUGUUUCAACGCUACCAAGAACAGCGAAAGCAGGAAUCAUAAAGAUCCACUAUUACGGCCACCGCAUUGUGGCCUCAGCGGCGGCAGCCAUGACAAGGUGGUUGGUGGUGUUCGAGCCAGAUUAGGUGCAUGGCCCUGGAUCGCUGCUUUAGGAUAUCGGAACGCAAGUGAUCCGUCGCAACUGCAAUGGAAGUGCGGAGGAUCUCUGAUAUCGGCGAGACACGUUCUGACCGCUGCACAUUGCUGCAAUAAUUACUUAUCCACGGUUCGUAUCGGAGAUUUAAAUCUGAGGCGGUUCGACGAUGGUGCACAUCCCGUACAAGUGGAAAUCGCGCAGAAAAUAAUUCAUCCUCUUUACAGAACCGGAGUGGCCGAGAACGACAUAGCUGUUCUCAAACUAGCCGAGGAUGUGCCAUUUUCCAAAACUUUGCAUCCAAUUUGUCUGCCAGUUGAUCCACCUCUUCGAGACAUGAACUUAGAGAAUUAUUAUCCCUACAUUGCUGGAUGGGGAUCGCAGUCACUGAAAGGAGAAACUGUAGAUCAUCUUAUGGAGGCAAACGUGCCAGUGAUUAGUAAUGAUGAUUGUAAACGGCAAUAUUCUAAUAUAAGGGGAGCUGUCAUUGACAAUCGAGUGGUAUGCGCUGGAUUCCCUCAUGGUGGGAAGGAUGCUUGUCAGGGUGAUAGCGGAGGACCUUUGAUGUUGUCGCCCUCAAAUUUCUUCUAUUAAAUCGGAGUAAUUUCGUACAGUUACAAAUGCGCUGAGCCUGAAUAUGCCGGUGUCUACACCAGAGUCACCGAAUUCCUGGAUUUCAUUAUC